Molecule: messenger RNA, 2280 nt
Organism: Gigantopelta aegis
Lineage: Eukaryota; Metazoa; Mollusca; Gastropoda; Neomphalida; Peltospiridae
Product: outer dynein arm-docking complex subunit 4-like
Exons: 12
Coding region: 263-2035 (590 amino acids)
Cellular component (GO): cytoplasm
Molecular function (GO): protein binding
Source: RefSeq, a predicted model, not a curated record
UCGAACAUUUAUUGCAGAACUAAAGACAAUCGGAACAUUUCUGUGUUCAAUUUCAUUAUCUACAUAAAUACCAACCAGGUACAAGUGUUUUAAGAAAUUCACUGAGUCUCAACUCCUACCCACUCAGUAACACAACUAUACCUUCCCAGGGCAAUAUCGUCUCCUAGCAACAGCGUCGUUCGGGUACUGGCUCUGAAACAAGCAGUGGUGUGCGGUUGAACGGGAAGUAAAGGUUUGUUUUAUCGCACUAAAAGAAGACACAAUGUACGAAGAAGGAUCUGAGGGCCCUAAAGCGACGUUUGAGAUCUACAAGGCUGAGGCAGACACGCUGUACAAGCAAGGAGACUACAAGAAAGCGAUCGAAUCGUACACAAUUGCCUUGGAGAUCCAGCACAAUGACAAGACGUGUUUGGUGGCGCGCUCGAAGUGUCACCUCCAGCUCGGAGACACGAACACGGCGCUCAAAGAUGCUGAGUCAUCACUGGCAAACGACAACACGUACCACAAGGGUGUGUACCAAAAGGCAGAAGCCCUAUACUACAAGGGCGAGUUCGAAUUGGCCCUGAUGUUCUACCAUCGAGGAAACAAGUUACGCCCCGAACUCAAGGAAUUUAGACUAGGAAUACAAAAGGCACAAGAAGCCAUUGACAAUUCUAUUGGAUCUGCUGAGAAAGUAAAACUGACAACAAAGGGAGAUUUAUCCUUCUUUAGAGAGCAAGACGAGGUAAAGAAGCGGCGGCCAGUGUUCGCGACGUUUGCACCGCAGCAACAGCAGCAGAAAGCGAAGACUAAACGUUACGUCAUUUCGUCGACGUCCAGCGAGAAGACAAUCAAAGAGUUACUGGGCGAGCUGUACGGAGACCGCAAAUACCUGGAGAAACUCCUCAAAGAGACAGACAACUCGACUAACACGGGCCGGACAAUCUACGACUUGGUAGAGAGCGGAUUGCUGUACCUGGACACCCGCACAGACUUUUGGCGGCAGCAGAAACCCAUGUACGCCAGAAAGUACGAGUCCAUGCGCCAGAGGCGGAACCACAGUGGAGCUAAGGGGGCGUCACCCAACGACUACAUCAUGAAUGAGCUUGAGAAGAUAGAUGCAGCUCAAAGUAACGGCCAGUACGCUCUGAGUCUGAAGCGAGCCCAGAAGUGUCUGAAAACUGUGGACAACUACUCGAACGAGUCGGUGCCCAACAAGUUGGAGGUGGUCGCCAACCUGCACAGCUACAUCGGCAACGCCUACCUUGAACUCGGCCAGUACAAGAAGGCCCUGCAGCACCACAGCACGGACCUGGAACUGGGAGAAAAAGGUCCCAUAGAAGAUGCGAAAUCAAGAGGACUGGAUAACCUGGGUCGGGUUUACGCCAGAAUUGGAAGUUUCGACAAAGCAAUAGAAGUUUGGGAGAGGAAGCUGCCAAUGAGCAAGACGGCGCUAGAGUGCACGUGGCUGUAUCACGAGAUCGGACGCUGCCACCUUGAACUGCACCACUACGACACGGCCAAGCAGUUUGGCGAGAAAUCACUGACCGCGGCGGAGGAAGCCAAUGACACUGUUUGGCAGUUACAGGCAUCGGUACUCAUUGCUCAAUCAGAAGUGAAGCUUGGCGAUCUGCAAGCAGCCUUAGCUAGUUUCGAGAAGUCCAUGGAUUUUGCCAAAUUACAAGAGGAUGUAUCUGCCCAGAAUGCGAUAAAGAAAGCGAUGGAAGACGUUAACAACAGGAUCGUCCAGUCUCUGAAAGGUUCUGACGCCGAGCAGUCGGAUACUGACCAAACUGACAGCAAAAGUAAAGCAAAAUCAGCCACUGUGUCAGAGAAGAAACAUGAAGAUACGAACAGUAAAGACAAGUCAUCCACUAAAUCAGAAGUGAAACAGGGAGAUGUUAAAAGCAGAGAACGGUCGGCUGCAAAGUCAGAAGUGAAACCAGAAGACACAAAAAGCAGAGACAAGUCGCCGAGCAAGUCAGAAGUGAAAUCAGAAGAUGCUAAAAGUAGACAAAAAUCUGCGACCAAAACAGAAGAGGGUGGUGAAUCAUAAACGAAGCUUCCACGCGGCAGAAUCGUUGCUAAUUAUACAAACAUGAUUUUUAAAACUUAGUAUGUUAUCAUGUUGGAAAAUUCGUAUGAAAAAUAUUUUCUUGCUUUUGAAAUCAAGAAUAGCAUAGGUGGAGACAACAAAGACUUCAACAUAUUUCAACAAAUUUCUUGAAAAAUAUAUUCUAGAUAAAAUAAAAUGUUUCAAGGAAGAGAAAACGUUAUAGAUAUUAAAAAACGUUAUAGAUA